Molecule: messenger RNA, 1473 nt
Organism: Effrenium voratum
Lineage: Eukaryota; Dinophyceae; Suessiales; Symbiodiniaceae
Source: the annotation of a GenBank genome assembly
AUGACUGCGGGGCUGCCCUCGGGGGCUCUGAGACCGCCCGUGGCUGUCGGGCCCUUGCUGGAUGAUGGCCCGGAGGAGACCACCUUUCAGGCCUCUCCCAACAAGAGCUUCCGCAGCGGGGGCUGGAGCUUUCCGCCGGUGGGAGGCGACGAUGUGCGCUGGGACCGCUGGGACCCGGAGCCGACGGGGCUGGUGCCGACGGGGCCGACGGGCGAGCGGGAGUCCUUCUCGCGGAGCUUCGCGGAGCGAGACCUUGACACCCGCAGACCUUGGCGGGGCUGGGCGAUCGACGAAGGAAACGAGGACUGGCGGGAGGCGCCGGCGGCCCGCGAGCCGCUGCCGGCAAGGGAGACCUUCCCGGCUGUGUCAGCGCUGGCGCCGCCCUCGCCCGCGAGGGCACAGGCCAGCUCCCCAGUGCCCGUGACCAGGGCACCGGAGCGCGAGAUCCUGCGCCCUGCGAGAUCUGUUGCCCCGGUGGUGCUGCCUGCGGCGGCGGUCCCGCGGCCGGUGCCGGUGCCUAUGCCGCUGUCGGCGACGCCGCAGACGCCGCACGUGUUGCAGGCGCCGUCCGCGUGCCCCUUUUGCGGCAACGUCUACGCCGCUGACUCGGUCUUCUGCCGGCGCUGCGGGCAGCGGCGAUCCGCUCCGACCCGCGCGCCUGCGGUCGCGCCCGCUGCGAUGAUCGCGCCGGGCCGCUCGCUGGCCCUGGCGGAGCAAUUCGCAGGGGCGGCGCCGCCGAAUCUGCGGGCGGCGCAGGUGGCGUACCCGGCGCGGCAGGUGGACGUCCAGGCGCUUUCCAGCGCUUUGGCGCCGUUGGCAGCGGCGAAUCUCCCGCACCGGGCGCGGAUGAGUCCGCUGAUCGAGAGCGGGGACCUGGUGAGGCGCACCUUGGAGGUGUACCGGAUCUGCGACCGUGACGCCUCCGGGCACCUGCAGUGGUCCAACGGGGAGAUCCAGGACUUCAUGUUUCUGGUCUUCCAGCAGCAAGGCUUAUCCCCGCCCAGCCCCAACGACAUGUACCAGCUUUUCCGGAAGUUCGACGAGGAGAUGGCAACAAUGUCCUGGACGCCAGGGAGUGUCUUUGCAUGGUGGACGCACUCUUCCGGGCCAUGUUCUUCGAGGAGAGCCUUAUGGCGCUUUGACGCCGCCCAGGCCGCUGGCCGCGUUGCCCUCCGCGCUGUCGGCGCCCUCCACGCGGGCCGUCAGCUUCCCGCGCACCGCCACGGACUACUGGGACUCCCCUCGGGCGCAGGACCUCUACGCGCCAGCAGUCCUGGUGCCGCUGGACCGCCAGCCGUCGCCGGUUCCGGUGAGAUCUGCGGCGCGGGCUUAUCAGCCGCACGCGCCUGCGGCCCCUUCUGCGGCACGGCACUCCUUGCGCCCGCAGACGAUGCCGCCGGCGCCGCUGCCGGCUCCGUCCACGGUGAUGCCGCAGCCGCCGCAAUCUAUGCCGCUCCUGCCGGAAGAGGAUGA